CUGUCGCGAUGGCGUGGUGGCGGCGAUCCACCAAUCUGUUGCUGGUGGUCUGCCUGGCCUUGGGCGCCAUUUGCCUGUACCUACUCUCGGCACACGUCGAUAUGCAGUCCGAGGUGCGGGUUGCGCGCAAGAGCCAAGUGACCGCCUGGCGGGAACACGACAACCUCAAGCGCGAGCUGCAACGGCGCGACAAAGCCGCUCAGGCCCAAGCGGAAAAGCUCAGCCAGGUGGCCGAGCUGGAGAGCAAGUUGGCUUUGCAGACGCAAGAAAUUUUGCGCUUGGAGACUGAGCUCAAGCACCAGAGAGGCAGGGCCGAGGAAGCUGCCCGACAGGUGGACGAGGUCAAGGCACACCACGACAAACAGGAGCAACAGCGCUUGGAGGAGCAGUCCGAGAUUAGCCCCAUCCGCUGCCGUGAGCUCUCCUCUGAAGUAGAGCAGGGCGAGUCACAACGCGUCGCGGCAGAAGAGUCGUUCAACGAAGAAAUCAACCUUCGUGGCCAGCGCAUCAGCGACCUGGAGCACGAGCUCAGCGUUCUGCAGCACCACGGCGCCGGUGACGAGGACCAAGGGGCCUUGAUCGUCGGCCUCGAGGCAGAUCUCAGCCGUGCACAUGAGGAUUCGGAUGUCCUUCGCAAUUCCCUGAAGGCUGAGCACGACAAGGUCGAGAGCAUCGAGGAUUAUAAUGCUGACCUCAAGGAACAUCUGGCACGGGCUAUGGACAAGUUCAAUUCCCUCGAGGACAAGUUACUCAAGGGCAACGUGAAUGAGGAGCUGAUUGUGGGACAUCGACUCCGGUGUAGCCUCAAGCCGGAGGACAUGGGAGUAGAAGGCACCCGCAUCAUCAGGCGGCAGCUUGUAGGCCGUGAUGAAAUGUAAUCAACCUUCCCUAGCC
Molecule: messenger RNA, 894 nt
Organism: Monosiga brevicollis MX1
Lineage: Eukaryota; Choanoflagellata; Craspedida; Salpingoecidae
Exons: 4
Coding region: 9-878 (289 amino acids)
Source: RefSeq, a predicted model, not a curated record